UAUGGACGUAACGCCGGAUUAUCCGCUAGGGGAAACCGGGGGAAGGCCCGGGCGAGCAUCAUGGGUCGGGGUAGUACGACGAGGCCGCGGGGGCGGGAGGCAGCGACGGAAGACGCCGCGGGGCCGUAGGCAGCGACGGAAGUUACUGCUUGGUAAGUUAAUAUCGCGGGCCGAAGGACGCCGGGGGUGAAAUGCAGAAACUAAUGUAGAGAGCUGAAAUACGUCGAAGAAUAUCCUUGAGCUAGAAAGAACCGAAGGUCGAGAGAGAAGAACGAGGCCGAUCGGUAGCUUGAGCACACAUUUCCGCUCCCGAACAGGAGUACAGCACACUUUUGGCACUUUCCCGCGCAGGAGUAUUGAUCACGCGCCUUGCAGAAAGGAAGGAGGGGAGGACAAUCCGCACUGUGGACCUAGAGGAGCACAUGGUGUAGAGAAGUCGUAGGCGUUCGACGAAUUUGGUCACAAGAUGGAAGCAUGUCAGGGUGCGGAGCCCGUUUCAACUAGCAUGGCCGAUAAUUGCCCAGGCGAGGCGAUGGCCUCCGUCCCGGGACCUAAAGUAGAGCCCUCCGAAGCUGUUAAGGCAGGUGCUACCUCUUCGACAGGCGGUGCAUCAGGAGUAAAACCACUAAACAGUGGUCGAACAGUGUCCGAAAGUCAAAAUGUUACCAACGACUCGGCAGACUCCAGCAGGAGGCCAACGCCUCAAUUUAUAGAAGGACUUGAAAGGUGUUUCAUGCAUCUUUGUGAGGUUUGUCUUUGCUUGGACGAGAAGACCUGUCUAGCAGCCAUGAAAUUGUUCAGAGAGAGCAAGCGACAUUUGAUUGCUAAUUUAGGCGUUAUGGGAACUGGCAACGCAGAAGAGGCCGCACAUUUGUGGUAUGCCUGUAUACUGUUUGCUGUUAAAAGUCUGUCGAAUAAAACCACUAGCGACAAUUUGGAGGAGGACACCGUCGCAGGAUUCACGCUAUCUCAGAUUUUGAAGGCUACGAAGCUUAGACUCAUAGACUUCUUCAAAGAAAUCCCGCAAAUAUUAGCCAAAGUUGGCCCAGAGUUGUCGAGCAUGUAUGGUGAAGAUUGGGAGAAACGUCUUCAGGCAAAGGAGCUCCAAGCAGACUUCUACUACCUGACAGUCUUAUUCAAUUACUAUAAGCGUGUGUACUACAACUUGUUCUCUGACGAAGGCCCUCGGGGUUCACUUUCUGGAUCACUCGGAGGAGGUGCAACUUCUAUCCAUAUGAGAUUUGGAUGGAUGCUUUUUCUUGCCCUCCGGAUGCGUGUUCUUAGUCGGUUUAUGGAUCUGGUCACGUACAUCAACGGACUCCUUGCAGUUGUGAUAAUUAUGAUUCUGCACAUGCCGCCAUCUUUGAGGAAGUUCACCUUUGAAGAUGAAGCUUUUUUCAAAGAGAGGUCUGCGGAUGGGCGUGUUAAGCUCGUCGCUUCCCUAUGUGCCCGUUAUCAUGAUGCUUCUGAAGAAGAUGUAUCUAAGAUGGUUGAGAAAGCAAGUAGCAUGAUUGGGGAUCUCUUUAGGAAAAGCAGUAGCUUCAGGACCCGGAGUCAUGCAGAGCAAUUAGCUGGCAUUGAUACAGAGGGCCUUGCUUACUUCGAAGGUUUGAUGGACGAACGCUCAGUUUCAUCCAACCUGCGUAUUGUGGAGAAGGAUUAUGAGGAGGCUUAUCACAGUCGAGGAGAACUUGACGAGCGGAUGUUCAUCAACGGAGAGGAGAAUUACUUAGGAACUCUUUCCUCCGGCACUCCUUCAACCAGUUCUGGCUCAAAGCGCAAAUACGAGGCAAUCAGUUCUCCAAAUCAAGCAGCAAUAUCAACAGGAGUGUGCCCAUCUUCGCCUUCGUCCCCUUGUUCAUCCCCUGUGAAAGCAAGUGCUGCGGGCCCUAUCAACAAAUUGCCAGCCGGUACACCUGUGAGUGUCACCAUGUCAACAGUAAAGUGGCUUCGAACUGUAAUAUCUCCGCUGCCGGCGAAACCUUCGCCUGAACUGCAGCAGUAUUUCCAGUCCUGUGAUCAGGAUAUUACGAAUGAUGUAACGUACAGAGCUCAAGUGUUACUUGAAGGGAUCUUCUCAAACGCCGGAGCUAACAAAACGCGUGACAGUAAAGGCUCUGUGGUGCUAGAUAGUGGUUGGGCUGAACAGCGACGUCAGGAAGCUCUAAAGUUGUACUACAGGGUUCUGACUGGCAUGUGUAAGGCGGAAUCUCAGCGUCUAGGCAACAAGAAUCUGUCCCUUCUUUUGACCAAUGAGAGGUUUCAUCGGUGUAUGCUUGCGUGCUCAGCAGAGCUGGUACUGUAUACGCAUAAAACCGUGAAGAUGACAUUUCCAGCAGUUUUGGAGCCGACGGGAAUAACUGCAUUCGAUCUCAGUAAGGUGAUCGAAAGUUUUGUGAGACACGAAGAAACGCUUCCAAGAGAGCUUAAGCGUCAUUUAAACUCAAUGGAGCAGCAAAUACUUGAGAGUAUGGCCUGGGAAAAAGGGUCUUCAAUGUACAGUUGGCUUAUCGUUGCAAAGAAGAACCUGGCUGAGACUAUAAACAGGAUGGGUCUUAUGGCUGAACCUAUGCCUUCCCUCGAUUUUCUUGGACAACAAAAUCGAAUUCUGUCAGGCAACACUCAGCAGUUGAGAGACGGAGCAGCUGAGGGGUCAGGUGCUUCUGGUUCACCUCAGAGAGUGGUUGUACCAUCAGCAAGCAACACUCAUGGUCCACCUGUCGUAAGCAAUGGAUCGUCAGAGGUUUCCUGUAGUUUUAGAUCUCCUGUGAAGGAGCGGACGUCUGCAUUCUCUGCCUUUACCUCUCCAGCGAAAAAUCGUAUACAACCCACACUUCAAUUAGCGUUUGCCAGUCCUCAAAGGCCUAGUCCGCUUGGUGGAGGGGAGACAUGUGCUGAAACUGUCAUCAACGUGUUUUUCCAGAAGGUUUUAAAACUAGCAUUCGUACGAAUCAAGGAUCUGUGCUGUAGGUUACAACAGUCAAGUGAAGUGUGGGAUCAAGUAUAUAGAGCAAUGCAGCAUAUACUUCACAAAGCAACCCAUUUGUUUUUCAAACGACAUAUUGAUCAACUGAUACUUUGCAGCAUAUAUGGCGUUUGCAAGGUGAGGAAAGCGGAUGUGACUUUCAAGAAAUGUAUAGAGCAGUAUGGGAAGCAGCCCCAGUGCAAGUCACAUGUUUUUCGAAACGUUUACAUCGAUAUGCCGGUCAGGGGAGAUAGUAAAAAUGGACAAGGGACAGGAGAUAUCAUUAAAUUCUAUAAUGAGGUUUUUGUUCCUGCAACUAAACUUUACUUGCAACAUCUCGGUUCAAGCGCUGUAGUAUCGGCUCCCAUGACGAAUCGGAAUGGAGACGAGGACCGUAAUGACACAGAUGGACCGGGACCAGGAUCACCCAAAGUGCCUUCUUUUGUUGCACUUCCAGACAUGUCUCCAAAGAAAGUGUCUGCCACUCACAACGUUUAUGUAUCACCUUUACGAGCUACAAAGAUGGAUACGAUAAUGUCACCUCAUACUCGAAGUUUAUAUGCAUGUGUCGGCGAAAGUACCCAUGCUUAUCAAAGCCCCUCGAAGGACUUGUCAGCUAUUAACCACCGGUUAAAUCCCAGGCGGGUUGGUGGUAGAUUGGACUUUACGGAAGCGGGAUGCGAUUCCCGUCUAGUAAGUGACUCACUGGUGGCCGGGAGUUUGUAUCCUUGUACGAGAAAUGGGAAUCAUCAUACAACUCCUGCUUGGACCAUGGCUGCCCCACUCCCUCCCUCUCCUUUGAAGCGGCCUCGUCCUGAUAGGUAGUACUGACGAAAAUUUGUGUCCUUCUACGAGUCUAGAACGAGAGGUGGUCUUUUCUUUGUCAAAUUGGAAUUGGGUGUUUUUGUGUUGCAACGUAAACCUCUAGGGUCAGUCGAAGCAGACGUGUACAUGGAUGUAGUUUUGCACAAUCGAAUUAACUAGUAAUAGUUCUAAAAUGUCGUUGGUUGCUUGGACAUUGGGUAUGUGGGUCUGGUCAGUAGACCUGCCAUGCCCUGCGAUGACCCCAAGCUUCAAGUGCCGAAGUUGUUAAGUCACCAGGGACCGGUGUUGGCGUAGAGGGGUUACUGGUUGGGAUUCCCUUCUUAGAUCUGCCGUGCUAAUUUGUCCCACGAAGUCAUGUCUGCCCAAAGCGAGAGCUGCUGAGCUUCGAGUGGUGGAUCAUGCGGAAACACAAAUAAAGGGUUAAGAGAGAAGUCUUGCCCAGCAAAGAUCCUGGGGAAACAUGGGUAGGGGUGCUGUCUUUGUUUGCUUUAGGUCAAUAAUCUUAACUAUGAAAGAAUAUCCCAGCAACACCACAGUAGGUGAGCCUUAAGGCGGAGGGUGCGCCCUCUAUGACUGGCCUGACUAGCCACUCUUUAGUUGCCGCAGGUUAAUAGAUCAUAACUUAGAUGUGAUAUAUUUGGAAAUUUUGCUGUUAGCAGUGAGUGACCUGGGCCCACCCUCUUUACAUAACAGUUAAAAUUGCAGAUUUGAGGUCAUCCAGACACAAUGCCCAGGACAAUGACCAGGCCUGUGUGUCUGAUGUAUCCAU
Molecule: messenger RNA, 4559 nt
Organism: Marchantia polymorpha subsp. ruderalis
Lineage: Eukaryota; Viridiplantae; Streptophyta; Marchantiopsida; Marchantiales; Marchantiaceae
Source: the annotation of a GenBank genome assembly